AUGUGUUUAGGGUUAAGAGUUUUUUCUAAGAGUCACUGUUUCAGACUUAGUUAUGGAGAAAUGAUAGAAGCUGUAGCCACGAGUAAGGGCAGCAUGGAAUAGCAAGGAUGCUGGGGGCAGGGAUACAGCAGUGGUGGUGGCCCCUAAUGAGUAGACCUCUGUGUCUUCCUUUAGACUUUCUUACUGCAGUGGACUCCUGGUUCAAGGUCCUGCUGCCCAAGAUAUAUCCAUUCCUCUAUCACAAUGGGGGCAACAUCAUUAGCAUUCAGGUGGAGAAUGAGUAUGGUAGCUAUAGGGCCUGCGAUUUCAAAUACAUGAGACACUUGGCUGGACUUUUCCGUUCACUGCUGGGAGACAAGAUCUUGCUCUUCACCACAGAUGGGCCUGAAGGACUCAGAUGUGGCUCCCUCGAGGGACUCUAUACUACUGUAGAUUUUGGACCAGCUGACAACAUGACCAGAAUCUUUGCCCGGCUUCGGAAGUAUGAACCCAAUGGGCCAUUGGUGAACUCUGAGUACUACACAGGUUGGCUGGAUUACUGGGGCCAGAACCACUCCACACGGUCAAUUUCAUCUGUAACUAAAGGACUGGAAAACAUGCUCAAGUUGGGAGCCAGUGUGAACAUGUACAUGUUUCAUGGAGGUACCAACUUCGGAUAUUGGAAUGGUGCCGAUGACAAGGGACGCUUCCUUCCAAUUACUACCAGCUAUGACUACGAUGCACCCAUAUCUGAAGCAGGAGACCCCACACCUAAGUUUUUUGCUAUUCGAAAUGUCAUCAGCAAGUUCCAGGAAGUUCCCUUGGGACCUUUACCUCCUCCUGGCCCCAAGAUGAUGCUUGGACCUUUGACUCUGCACUUGGAUGGGAAUUUGCUGGCUUUCCUAGACUUUCUCUGUCCCAAGGGACCCAUCAACUCAUUUUUCCCACUGACAUUUGAGGCUGUCAAGCAGGACCAUGGCUUUAUGUUGUACCGGACCUAUCUGCCUUACACCGUUUCUGAACCAACACCAUUCUGGGUGCCAAAUAAUGGAGUCCAUGACCGUGCCUAUGUGAUAUUGGAUGAG
Dipodomys ordii (Ord's kangaroo rat) is the source of this 1064-nucleotide messenger RNA. Its product is annotated as beta-galactosidase-1-like protein. The record is from RefSeq and is a predicted model, not a curated record. The annotation marks the transcript as partial. Gene Ontology annotation, cellular component: vacuole. Gene Ontology annotation, molecular function: beta-galactosidase activity. Lineage: Eukaryota; Metazoa; Chordata; Mammalia; Rodentia; Heteromyidae. Gene Ontology annotation, biological process: carbohydrate metabolic process. The transcript has 9 exons.